GGAGACGCUACUUGCAGUGGCUGGCUGGCUGGCUCUCUGCCUACUCCCUAUUGAAUUUUUAGUUUUUACAUUUUUAUCUUUUCGACCUUCACAUCGCCUCUAUAAAUAACCCGAAGCCAUAGUCGCCAUUCUUGUGCUCAGCUCUCUCAUCCCUCUUCGUAUUUACACUCAGAAGGAAGGAGAACCCCGUUUCUUACUCGGUACCCUUUCUUCUCCCCGGUUCCUUCUCCGCAAGGUACGCUUGCGCUCCGUCGUCCAAUUUUCCUUCCCGUCGUCGUCACUCUGUUUAUAUGUAAUUUGUAUUUACCCCCCUUGGUUUUCUUCCUACUUUCCACUCGAUUUCUUACCCUGAUCUGACUGUCCCUUCUCCCUUUCGCUUGACCGAAUUCUCUGUUUCUUGAUUAGUCUCAUUGCAGUUCUUUUUUGUUUGUUAAUCGCAGAGAUCUGAUAAAGAGAAAUGGGAACCCAGUCCCACAUUGCCGGAUAUCCUCGUAUGGGCCCCAAGAGGGAGCUCAAGUUUGCCUUGGAGUCUUUCUGGGAUGGCAAGAGCAGUGCUGAGGAUUUGCAGAAGGUGUCUGCUGAUCUCAGGUCAUCCAUCUGGAAGCAGAUGUCUGAUGCUGGCACCAAAUACAUCCCUAGCAACACUUUCACUUACUAUGAUCACGUGCUUGACACCACAGCCAUGCUCGGCGCCGUUCCACCUAGGUACGGAUGGAAUGGUGGUGAGAUCGGGUUCGAUGUGUUCUUCUCCAUGGCUAGAGGAAAUGCAUCUGUCCCUGCUAUGGAAAUGACCAAGUGGUUUGACACCAACUACCAUUUCAUUGUCCCUGAGUUGGGUCCUGAAGUUAACUUCUCGUAUUCUUCUCACAAGGCUAUCAAUGAAUACAAGGAGGCCAAGGCGCUUGGAGUCGAUACUGUUCCCGUUCUUGUUGGUCCAGUCUCCUACUUGUUGCUAUCCAAGCCUGCCAAGGGUGUUGAGAAGACGUUCUCUCUCCUCUCCCUGCUUGACAAAAUCCUCCCAGUUUACAAGGAAGUUAUUUCCGAGCUUAAGGCUGCCGGUGCAUCCUGGAUUCAGCUCGAUGAGCCUACACUUGUGAUGGAUCUUGAUUCUCACAAAUUGAAGGCAUUCACCGAGGCCUACUCCGAGUUGGAGUCGACCCUUUCUGGCUUGAAUGUUCUCGUUGAGACUUACUUUGCUGAUAUUCCUGCUGAGGCAUUCAAGACCCUCACCUCAUUGAAGGGUGUCACUGCUUAUGGUCUUGAUUUGGUCCGUGGAACCAAGACCCUUGAUUUGGUGAAGGCUGAGUUCCCCAAGGGCAAGUAUCUGUUUGCUGGUGUGGUUGAUGGAAGGAACAUCUGGGCUAAUGAUCUUUCUUCUUCUCUUAGCACCUUGGAAUCUCUUGAGAGCAUUGUGGGCAAAGACAAGCUGGUUGUGUCUACUUCAUGCUCCCUCCUCCACACCGCUGUUGAUCUUGUCAAUGAGACUAAGUUGGAUGAUGAAAUUAAGUCAUGGCUUGCCUUCGCUGCUCAGAAGGUUGUGGAAGUGAAUGCUUUGGCCAAGGCCUUGGCUGGCAAGAAGGAUGAGUUACAGCAAUUCUUCUCAGCUAAUGCUGCUGCCCAAGCAUCAAGGAAGUCAUCACCAAGGGUGAACAACGAGGCUGUUCAGAAGGCUGCUGCCGGUUUGAAGGGUUCUGAGCACCGCCGUGCUACAAAUGUUAGUGCUAGGUUGGAUGCUCAGCAGAAGAAGCUUAACCUGCCAAUCCUUCCAACCACCACCAUUGGCUCUUUCCCGCAAACCGUUGAACUCAGGAGGGUUCGCCGCGAGUACAAAGCCAAGAAGAUCUCAGAAGAGGAAUACAUCAAAGCCAUCAAGGAGGAAAUCAAAAAAGUUGUCGAACUACAAGAGGAGCUCGACAUUGAUGUUUUGGUUCAUGGAGAGCCUGAGAGGAACGAUAUGGUUGAGUACUUUGGGGAGCAACUGUCAGGUUUUGCCUUCACUGUCAAUGGGUGGGUGCAAUCAUACGGAUCUCGCUGUGUGAAGCCACCAAUCAUCUAUGGUGAUGUCAGCCGCCCCAAGCCAAUGACCGUCUACUGGUCCUCUGCUGCUCAGAGCAUGACUUCUCGCCCAAUGAAGGGAAUGCUUACUGGCCCUGUCACCAUCCUCAACUGGUCCUUCGUCCGAAAUGACCAGCCAAGAUUUGAGACCUGUUACCAGAUUGCUUUGGCCAUCAAGGAUGAGGUAGAGGACCUUGAGAAGGCCGGUAUCAAUGUCAUCCAAAUUGAUGAGGCUGCCUUGAGAGAGGGGCUUCCUCUUAGGAAGUCUGAGCAGGCUUUCUACUUGGAAUGGGCUGUUCACUCCUUCAGGAUCACCAACAUUGGCGUCCAAGACACCACUCAGAUCCAUACCCAUAUGUGCUACUCCAACUUCAACGACAUUAUCCACUCCAUCAUCGACAUGGAUGCUGAUGUCAUCACCAUUGAGAACUCUCGCUCCGACGAGAAGCUCCUGUCUGUGUUCCGCGAGGGAGUGAAGUACGGUGCUGGAAUCGGCCCUGGUGUCUAUGACAUCCACUCUCCUAGGAUACCAUCCACUGAGGAAAUCGCCGACAGGAUCAACAAGAUGCUUGCUGUGCUCGAGAAGAACAUCCUGUGGGUCAACCCGGAUUGUGGUCUCAAGACCCGCAAGUACCCUGAAGUGAAGCCGGCUCUCCAGGCCAUGGUUGCAGCAGCCAAGGCCCUCCGCACCCAGCUUGCCAGCGCCAAGUGAAGAAGCGAUUUGGUGGUUUAGGAAAACUGCUGAUGAAUGGUGAAAACGGAUUUUUACAUAUUUUGCUUUUCCGAGGAAAACACAGAAGGGAAUAUUAUUGUUUGACUCAAUAACUGUGGUUGUCCAGUAUAGUAGGGGAGAACAGAUGCUUUCCUAGAGUGGGCAUUGAGUUUGCUUUCCUUUAUUUGCUUUUGGGAUUUUUGUUAUAAUUCUUCUUGUUUUGGUUCCGUCAAGUUUGUUGUACCCUCAAAUUUCUUUUUCAAGAGAUGUCGAUUGCUUAGUAGUUGUUGAAAUUGAGAUCGCUGGUUCCCUCCCUACCCAACUUCUCCCAUCAACUUCUCCGUUGCCUAUUUCGUCCAAUGACGAGAAAUUUAGUUACCCCUGCUAUUUUUUUUCCUGUGUGAUGUGGCUGACUAUUGUCAUUGGCUGACAAAUCAAUGAUGAAUAGUUAGAAUACAGGGUGACAAUCGAGUCGAAUUUUGAUUAAUAUGCUCAAAUCAAG
Molecule: messenger RNA, 3269 nt
Organism: Linum tenue
Lineage: Eukaryota; Viridiplantae; Streptophyta; Magnoliopsida; Malpighiales; Linaceae
Source: the annotation of a GenBank genome assembly